AUGACCUGCCUCAGUGGGAAGAAGAUGUGCAAGGGCAUGGACCGUCCCAAUGGAAAGACAAGAGAGACCCAGAGCUCUCCCAACAUCUGGGACAAACCCUGGCGCCUGCUGAAUGCUGGGGACCCCCAGAUUGUUCCCCAGGAGGGGUCCGGCUCUGCCAGCAGUGUGGGCACAGAGGUGGCAGCAGAGGCAGCCCGUGACCUGCCCAGUCCAGCUCCUGCCCCGGAGCCAGAGGAACAGAGAGACCUGGAACAAACCAGGAAUGCAGAAAUGCAAGAAACCGUAAGAGCACCAGAGUCAGAGAGCCCCGUGUCUGCCUCGCACAGCCCCUCAGAGGGCAGUGAGGCCCUGCUGGACACAAAGCAGUCCAUCACAUGGGAGAUCAUGAGGAAGGUUGAGCCUGUGAUCGAGGGAUCCAGUCAGGAGCUGGAGGAACAGAGAGAGCUGGAACAAACUACGGCUACAGAAAUGGUGCCAUUACUUACAGCAGAAAGGACAGAGAGCCCAGUCCCUGCCCCGCAGAGCCCCCCAGACAGCACCCAGGAUCUGCUGGACAUGGUCUUUUGCCUCUUCAGGGAGAUCAUGAGGAAGGCUGAGCGUGUGCUCAGCUGCUGGCCGGAGGAACAGAGGGUCCCAGAACAAAGCACGGCUACAAAAAUGAUAACAAUUCCAGCAGAAAGGACAGAGAGCCCGGUCCCUGCCCCACACAGCCCCUCAGAGGGCAGCAAGGCCCUGCUGGACACAGACCAGUCCAUCACCCGUGAGAUCCUGAGCGAGCCUGAGCUUGAGAUCCAGGGAUCUGGCCAGGAGCUGGAGGAACAGAGAAACCUGGAACAAACCAUGGAUACAGACACAGUAACAACAGUUCCAGCAGAAAGGACAGAGAGCCCAGUCCCUGCCCCACAAAGCCCCUGCUCCCCCAGCAGCCCCUCACCUUCCCAGGUGAAAGCCCAGGCCCUCAGCGAGCAGGAGGAGGGAGCAGGAGGGGACUCAGUCCUGGCAGUGCAAGACACUGACGAGGGGCCCUUCCCUGGGGAGGGCAUAGGCUGGAAAUACUACGCUGACCAAGACAUUUCCCAGUGGGGAGAUGAGGGAGACCAAGAGUUGUCCCAAGAAACAUCAACACAUACCAAGAAGUGUCCCGGGGGAGACUGCACUGAGCAGGAGCUGUCCCCUGGAGAAGUCAAGAGCUACCAGGAAUUGUCUGACUGGGAAGAACACAGCGAGGAAGAGGAGCCCCAAGGAGAAGUGAAGAGCUACCAAGAUGUGUCCGACUGGGAAGAAAACAUUAAGGAAGAGCAGUCCCAAGGAGAAGAGAGUAGAGGCCAAGUGUCUGACUGGGAAGAAUACGGCGAGGAAGAGCUGUCCCAUGGAGCGAAGAGCUACCAAGAAGUGUCCGACUGGGAAGACUACACACCCUCCUGGCUGUCCCGAUGGGAAGAUGACAGCGACAGAGAGCUGGCACUGGCGGACGGGGAACACAUGAGCGUCCCCAGCUUGGGGUCAAGCCCUUGCUCCCGGAGGAGGACGAGUGGGAAGAACUGAGCGUGCUGGAGCUGUCCCAAGGAAGGACAAGGCACAGAAGACAGGCUGAGAAUUCUUGCAGCAGAGGGGCUCCCAGUGCCCGUCCCUCGCCAGGCAUGGGCUGAGCGCCGGGUACCUGCCCUGUGCACACAAGUGCCGCUCUGCGCCUCACCUCCCCAGCUGGAAGCCCUGUCCCCCGGGGGGACUGAAGCUUCUCCUGCCUUCGACGAGCAGGUGCCACGGGCAGGGACACAGAGCCCGGUCCCUGCCCCACGCAGCCCCUGCUGCCCCCCCAGCCCCUCGCCUCCCCUGCUGGAGGCCCAGGCCCUCAGCAGGCAGCUGCCUGUCCCCCCCAAACGUCUCUCCCGCUUCAGGCGGGCGCUCGGGGCUCUGCGCAGGCUGUUCCGCUCCUGCACGGCGGGACAGCCCCAGGAUUAGGCCCCGCUCCAGCGCCAGGCGGGCCCGGACACCUCUGCAGUGCUUCCAACACAGACACUGACACCACCACCCACCUGAGACACUGAUUCCAAUGCCUGACUGCUCCUGCAGGGAAUGAACAAGACAGGACAUUUUGCUCCCAGGAACUCCCUGCAGGAUAACAACAUACACGAUUUUUGCCAAACAAACAAAAUAUGCCUUAAUUAACUACUUUAAUUAAUUAAUUA
This is a messenger RNA of Pipra filicauda (Wire-tailed manakin), 2189 nucleotides long. Its product is annotated as muscle M-line assembly protein unc-89-like. The record is from RefSeq and is a predicted model, not a curated record. NCBI's taxonomy places the organism in Eukaryota, Metazoa, Chordata, Aves, Passeriformes, Pipridae.